Molecule: messenger RNA, 1353 nt
Organism: Cyclospora cayetanensis
Lineage: Eukaryota; Apicomplexa; Conoidasida; Eucoccidiorida; Eimeriidae
Exons: 4
Coding region: 1-1353 (450 amino acids)
Biological process (GO): nuclear-transcribed mRNA poly(A) tail shortening; mRNA processing
Cellular component (GO): PAN complex; P-body
Molecular function (GO): poly(A) binding
Source: RefSeq, a predicted model, not a curated record
AUGUCGUUGUAUCUGAUAUGGAGUGCAAGGUUCACCAAUGCCACAAACGGCAAUAGUGCGUCCAGUGCCAGUAAUAGCAGGACAAGCAUUAGUAGCAGCAGCCCUGACAGCAGUAGUGCUACGGUGGGCGAUGCCGCCCCCCAAUACAGUGCGCGUACGCCGCAAUCAGGAGAAAGACGUCUUCGUGGCAGAGGAAACAAACGCACUGCGGCAACAGCAGCAGCGCCAAGUAGUACAGCAUCGGCAGGAGGUUCUGCUGCCACGACAUCCGCACCGGCGGCUGCUGCAUCACAAGCAGCAGCUCUGUCAGCUGCUGCAUUGGGAGCUGCUAACAACAGCGAUAGCGAAGGCUUUCUCGGAGAGGAGCUUCCAUCCGCAUGCGGGAGCCCUCCUACAGCGUCACUUGCGCCUCCAGUCGUCAGUCCCGUGCUGAUGCCUCCCCCUGUCCCCCGCUUCCCUCCGUCUGCACCCGUGGAAGUUGGUGCACUUAGGGGGCCCUUUACGCCGAAUGCGGAGCUCAGGCGAGAGGCGCAUGUGCAGCGACUCCUGCUGCAGUUGUGCCAGGAUGACGCGCGUCGGUACGAGCAGCAGCAGCAGCAGCGGUGGCGUCAUCACCAGCAGCAGCCGCCACGGGAGGGUGUUGUUGGCUUUGGGGUUCCCGAGGUAGUGCAGGGUCGAUAUCAUUCUUUGCUGCUGCUGGAUUCGCCCGAGAGCUUGGAUCGGCAGCGUCUGCUGCUGCAGCAAGAGCAGCAGCAGCAGCUGCUGCUGCCAAGUGCGUCUAUGACGUGCGGGUAUCCUACAGUUUGCUUCAAGGCCUUGUGUCUAGACGAUCCCCACGCCUACGUCUUGCGGCUCAUAGCGCUCUUCCCCAUCUCUUCGUUCGACCUCGUCAAGGCCGCUGUAAAGCGCUGGGCUCCUGUCUCCUCCACCCAUCCCAAUAUCGUCCCCUUGCGGCAGGCGUUCGCAACUGCGGACUUAGCAGCCUGCCUUUCUACUCUCUCAGAAACGUCGCUCUCCAGCAGGGGUCCAUGGGGGGCCUCAUCGAGCCUUGCCGGUUUGGCCGCAGGAGGGGGCUGGGAGGCGCCUCUGAAUCAGCGGGAGUCACACGUAGGGGAAUCCACCUCCGAGAGUGAGGAGGAGGGGCGGGGGGGCACUUUGCUCGGAGGACCACCGCGUGGUGGCAGUAGUAGAAGCAGCGUGGUGUUUGUUUUUGACUAUUACCCCAACGCGUAUACACUGGAGGAGCGCUUCGUUGGAACGGAGGAAGGGAGGGAAACACCCAGUGAAAAGGUGCUUUGGAGCGUCGCGCUGCAAAUCCUCAUGGCCCUGCAGCAUAUCCACAACAACCAGUGA